AUGUUUGACUAUAAAUAUUUAAGUGUGAAACAUCUCAAGGGAUUCAAUAAUUAUAAGUAUAGCGCAAUCGACACAAGUCCACUUAGCAAAUAUGUGAUGCACCCAACUUGGAACACGCUGGUAAAGAUUGUCCCAAGAUGGGUGGCUCCAAACCUCCUAACCUUCGCUGGUUUCCUCUGCAUGCUGGUAAAUGUAGUAUUGCUGACGAUAUACGACUAUGACUUAACAGCAUCAGCUGUCGGCGCCCAAGGAAUACCCAGGGCCAUAUUUACCCUUUGUGGGGUUUUAUUGUUUUUAGCUUAUCAUUUAGAUGGCAUAGAUGGCAAACAGGCCAGACGAAUCGGAGUUUCUGGUCCUCUCGGAGAGAUGUUUGACCAUGGAAUAGACUCUUAUAUUGUCUUUCUGAUACCUUUCUGUCUCUUCUCCGUGUUUGGACGUGAUACGUACUCUAUACCAGAGUUCAGAGGUUACUUAGUUGUGUUGAGCGUGGUGCUCAAUUUCUACGUGAGCCAUUGGGAGAAGUAUAACACUGGUAUCCUGUAUUUACCCUGGGGAUAUGAUCUUAGUAUGUGGGUAGCCAGUAUAAUAUUCCUGGUGGCAGGAGUGAAUGGCCCGGAAGUAUACAAAACCUAUGUUUAUGGAGAAGUUACGUUCGUUCAGGCUCUGGAGUUGGCCAUACACACGACUGGCCUAUUCACAACAUUACCUGUCGCUGUGUAUAAUGUUUAUCUGUCGUACAAGAAACGUACGGGUAAAAUGUAUCCGUUAGUUGACGCUUUGAGACCCAUAUGGCCCAUGUUGAUAAUGACAUGUCUAAUGACGUCAUGGGCGGCUAGCAGUGAUAUUAUGUUGCGGGAUUUGAGGGCGUUUCUGAUGCUCUUCGGGACUCUUUUCAGCAAUAUUGCGAGUCGUCUCAUAGUUGCCGAGAUGAGUGGACAAUGCUGCGACACAAUUUCAUGGGUAAAUAUACCUCUGGCGAUUGGGAUUGGACUGGCGAACCUUCUACCUCACUACGAACUGGCCAUUUUGUAUAUUCUGACAGCUUUUACCAUCUGCGCUCAUCUACAUUACGGUAUUUGUGUGGUCCGACAAAUGUGUGAUCACUUUAAAAUACAAUGCUUCAAAGUACCCAAAGACAAGAGAAAAUAG
Molecule: messenger RNA, 1149 nt
Organism: Pieris macdunnoughi
Lineage: Eukaryota; Metazoa; Arthropoda; Insecta; Lepidoptera; Pieridae
Source: the annotation of a GenBank genome assembly